Pedinophyceae sp. YPF-701 is the source of this 1245-nucleotide messenger RNA. NCBI's taxonomy places the organism in Eukaryota, Viridiplantae, Chlorophyta, Pedinophyceae. The record is from the annotation of a GenBank genome assembly.
AUGGCGCACCCGCACCACAGGCGCAAGUCCAUGGCGGGCUUCGCCAACCCGGCCACCCUCGGCGUCACGCGGCAGGGCAACGACAUCAAGUUCGACCUCGAGAUGGUCAAAGAGCAGGCCCUGGAGGACCUCGGCACGCAGCCGACGGCCAAGUUCCGCCGCUUCUGUCGCUCCGAGCACACCGACGAGCUCCUCCGGCAGCUCAUCCUCUACUUCAUCACGCGCGUGCAGUGGCAGGGGUUCGAGCAGAUAUCGGUGAAAGCAAAGACGAUGAAUGAAUGGAGCAAGAUCGACACCGCGCGGCAGGCGGUGGGCGGGCGCGGCCAGGAGGCGUUCAAGGCCGAGAUGCUCGAGAACCUGCGCUGCAUCGGACCGCUCUACGCGCGCAUCCUCCUCCAGCACUCGUCGUUCUCGUCCCUGCACAAGGACCGCGUGUUCUUCGAGACGCUGUACGAGUUCCUGCGGCGCGUGAUCGAGUUCUGCUUCAGCUUCAUCCAGAACCUCGGGACGACCAUCGAGACGGAGCUCGGCCGCAUCUUCCGCACGGGGUUCUUCAACCUCUCGGUGCGCAAGGCCCGCGGGCCCUCGCUCGUGGACGAGCUGUCGGUGCGCCGCCUGUACGAGAUGCGGCACUCGGUCGACCAGUCCGAGCUCACGACGGACAUGAUCGCCUCGCUCUACGACCGCCCGCGGCCGUCGGGGCUCCAGGACUCGUACGUCGCCACCUCGGGCCUCAUCUCCGGCCUGCUCCGCCGCACGCACGUCGGGCGCGGGGUCAACACCGACCGCCACGUGGCGCGGACGGCCGUCGACAUCGGCAUGGAGCCGCUCGCGGUCGUCUCCGCGUCGAAGAAGUCGCGGGAGGUCGCGGGCGCCAACAUCAGCGAGUUGCAGGAGCUCGAGUGGCUGCGCAAGGAGCUCGGCGGGACCUCCGACCACGCCGUGCACGAGGCCGUGUCGCGCGCAGCGACGACGGUCCCGGCCGGCGGGCGGCCGUCCGUGGCGCUCGGGGGCGCGGGAGGCAGCGCGGUGGCGCGCAUGGUCGUCGGCACGGCGGGGGCGGAACUGAGUCAGGAGCUGCCGGCCUCCGCGCGGCCGGUGCUGCCACAGAACUCCCCGAGCCCGCCGCCCGAGGAGGAGGACCCGAGCGGCAGCGGACGGCCGCUGUCGGACCAGCGACGCGUCAGCUCCCCGCGGCCCGCGACGGGAAAGAAGGAGGGGCGCACAGUAGGGUUCGCAGAGUAG